UAGUUUCCCUCGCCGCAAGGAUGGCGCAGAAAAUUAAUCAGAAAGAGUACCUGAAACGUUAUCUUUCCAAUGAUAAGGAAAAGAAGAAGAAAAAGAAAAAGGUGAAAAAGCCCAUCGGCAAGGAAACCGUGCGGAUCAUCGACGACGACUUAGACUUCGCAAAGCUUCAGACCAUCGAGAAUCCCGACGAUGUGGAUCUCUUUGCCCUUGGGGAGGAAGCACCCCAGAUUGUGGGCAUAAUUGAUGAUCGGCCGCCGGAACUGCGGGCGAAGGAGGACUUUAGCAGCAACAAGUGGAAAGUGGUGGCAGCUAAUGAUGAUACGCUGCAGGUUCGCGAUGUUAGUAACCGCACCGGGGAUGUUCGACUAGCCAUUGGUGUUGAAACAAAUGCGAAACAAGCGUCAACAAGUAGCGGUGGAAAGGCCCGGCGAGACUCGGAUGAAAGCCCACCAAGGAACCGAAGGUCCAAAGAUACCCGAUCCAAGCGACUCGACUCCGAUGAAAGUCCUCCUCGGCGUGCCGUUACUUCAGACACGCAAAUGGUUCGAAGCCGGCGCGAUGAUUCUGAUGAAAGCCCUCCGAGACGAUCCAAGUCCGACAAAACAGCCCCCAAACGUGGUAAUCGUCACGAUUCGGGUGAAAGCCCACCGAGAAGAUUGCGCCGUGAUUCCGAUGAAAGCCCUGCGAGACGAACCAAGUCCGACAAAUCAGCCCCCAAACGUGGUAAUCGUCACGAUUCGGAUGAAAGCCCACCGAGAAGAUUGCGCCGCGAUUCCGAUGAAAGCCUUCCGAGACGGCCCGGCAGUAGAGAUUUGCACAAAAGUUCGUCCAACGGAGCUACACGAAACAAGAGUUCUCACAGAGCCAGCCAUCGUCACAUGGAUUCGGAUGAGAGUCCCGACCGGCGAAACUGUGGUUCUAACAGUCGGCGCGAUCGCGGUAUCGCUCGUGAAAGCCCUCGCCGGCUGGUAUCCAGCCAUCGCACGGAUCCAGUACGUCGGUCAUCACGGCGUGACUCAGAUGAAAGCCCUCCGAGGCGUAGAGGGAACGAUUCUAGAGAACGGAGCAAGUCUCGCCGAAGUCCUGCAGGACGCAACCGCCAGUCAACGGUGGAGCCAGCGGUUCGCAUAAAGCAAGAGCCACGGUGCGACUCGGAUGAAAGUCCCCCAAGACGGGGGCAAAAACGGUCAUCGAGAAGUCCCUCGAGACGCACAGCCACAAUUCUACCUCCAGUCCGAGUGAAAGAGGAACGUAAUCGUUCCCCCCCGGAACAGGAAGCCGCCGGUCCGAGUCGCAUGACCAAAACACUCGACGGCAAACGGGUUGGGCUACAGGCCGCACGAGCCGUACGCGAAGAAAACGAGCGCUUCCGGCAGCGGGAGGAUGAACUGUUUUCGAAAAUGUCUGCCGAUCUUACGGGGCGCGACGCACAGACGGUGGUUCGUGGCAAAACGGGCCGCCGGAAGGACAUCGAGAAGGAGCUUCGGGAAGAGUUCGAAAAGCGCAAGCACGAGGAGAAGAAAAAGGAAAUCUACACGCGCUGGGGAAAAGGUGUGAAGCAAGUGGAGGAUUACAACGCACGGCUGCAGGAGGCGGCACACGAGAUGGAGAAACCGCUUGCACGGUACGCGAACGAUAGCGAUCUGGAUGAGCAUCUGAAAAAACAAGAACGCAUCGGCGACCCAAUGUUGGAGUAUUUGCGCAGCAAACGCAAGGAAGAGAGCCAGCGGGCCGGCAUACCGGAGAAACCGUCGUACCAAGGUGCGUACCCGGACAACCGAUUCAACAUACGGCCCGGCUAUCGAUGGGAUGGCGUCGAUCGGUCGAACGGGUUCGAGAAGCGCUGGUUCGAUACGAUGAGCAAGAAGAAAGCGGUCGAGGAGGAAGCGUACAAGUACAGCGUCGAGGACAUGUGA
Molecule: messenger RNA, 1916 nt
Organism: Anopheles bellator
Lineage: Eukaryota; Metazoa; Arthropoda; Insecta; Diptera; Culicidae
Product: BUD13 homolog
Exons: 3
Coding region: 21-1916 (631 amino acids)
Biological process (GO): mRNA splicing, via spliceosome
Cellular component (GO): U2-type spliceosomal complex; RES complex
Molecular function (GO): RNA binding
Source: RefSeq, a predicted model, not a curated record